This is a messenger RNA of Ramularia collo-cygni, 396 nucleotides long. RefSeq lists its product as uncharacterized. The coding region runs from base 1 to 396 and encodes 131 amino acids. The transcript has 2 exons. NCBI's taxonomy places the organism in Eukaryota, Fungi, Ascomycota, Dothideomycetes, Mycosphaerellales, Mycosphaerellaceae. Gene Ontology annotation, biological process: fatty acid biosynthetic process; secondary metabolite biosynthetic process. The record is from RefSeq and is a predicted model, not a curated record. Gene Ontology annotation, molecular function: fatty acid synthase activity.
AUGACUUUUGCCGACUGGAAGACUGGUCUAGACUCCAAAGCACUCGGCUCGUGGAAUCUUCACUGCUGCAUGCCGCAGAAUCUAGACUUCUUCGUUAUUGUCGCCAGUCUCAAUGGGAUUUUUGGCGGGCGUGGACAGGCUAACUACGCCGCUGGCAAUACGUAUAAAGAUGCUUUGGCACAUUACCGAAUCGGACUGGGACUCAAAGCCGUUGCAAUUGAUUUGGGGCUCGUGGUCGAUCAAGGUCUUGUCUCCGAGAACAAGGACAUACUUGAUUCUUUGAGACGAGUUGGACAUCUAAAAGACAUCCGAUCCGAAGAUCUGCUUGCACUUCUGGACCAUUACUGUGACCCCCACAUCUCCCACUUCUCAGCCACGAAGAUGCGCAAGUUCUAG